AUGCAGCACAUCCCGGAGAGAGAAGUUAACUACGACCAAUGCUACUAUAUCCCACAUCAUGCUGUGACUGCGAAAUUCCGUGUGGUGUUUAAUGCUUCGGCUAAAUCGAGCAAUGGCAUAUCAUUGUACGACACGCAACUUGUUGGUAACCAAUUGCAGGAAAAUCUCGUCCACAUCCUCUACAGAUUUCGACGGUUUCAAGUUGCCAUUAAGGCGGACGUGGAGAAGAGGUUCCGUCAGGUUGAGGUGGAUAAAAGGCAUCGCAAAUGGCAGCAUAUUCUCUGGCGGGAGUCACCAAGCGAACAGAUCCCCACCUACCAAUUAAAUACGGUCACCUACGGUAUGGCUUGUGGACCGUACAACGCUAUUCGCGCAUUGCGACAGUGCGCCAGUGAUAACUUUUCAGUUAUCCACAAUGUCAACCGGGCAGCUGAGACCAAGGAGAGCAUACUCUCAAACUUUUACGUCGAUGAUUACUUGGAUAGUGUAGAUACUACUACAGUUGCCAGCACCGAGUCGUUUCCAAGUAAUUCUGAUACCACUGUACUGGGCUUGCACUGGAACCCUAAUAAUGACACUUUAUUUUACAAAGUACGGUUGCCGGUGCUCGAUGCAAUUCGUACUAAACGCAACGUACUAAGCGAUGUCGCACGAUUAUACGACCCUUCGGGAUUAUUGUCGCCGGUGAUCGUAUGGGCCAAGAUUUUUAUCCAGAUGCUUUGGAAGGCAGAGCUGCCAUGGGAUACACCAUUACCAGGCGAUUUACGAGAUGAAUGGUUAACAUUUCGGAAUGGUUUGUACCAGCUUUCCAGUAUUCGGGUGUUGCGUUGGUUGGGCAUGACCAAGAAGUCCACGGUAAACUUGCACGGCUUCUGUGACGCCAGCAGCAAAGCUUACGCUGCGGUCGUCUAUGUGCGCAUCGAAGAUCCAGAGGGUGAGGUACGCGUAUCCCUGGUUGCGACCAAAACAAGGGUAGGACCCAGUAAGAGUACUACAAUUCCACGAAUGGAACUCAGUGCAGCACGACUACUCGCUAUGACAAUGAAAGAGAUUCGUCACGCCUUGCGACUGGACAGCGCAGGUUGUAUGUAUUGGAGUGAUUCGACCAUUGUCCUCCACUGGAUCCAGAAAGCACCGACCGUACUAAAGCCGUAUGUAGCCAACCGUGUGGCAUUCAUACAAACUCAUUCUGAAGUGAAGUGUUGGCGAUACAUCCGAAGUGAACACAACCCAGCAGACUGCGCCAGUCGUGGCAUUCCACCAACGGCGCUUGAAGAUCAUCCACUCUGGUGGACUGGUCCACCAAUUAUGUACACUUGUUUCAACCUUAGCACCGAGUUGCCUGCUUUGACUGACGAAGAACAACAGACAGCAACAAAGCCUACUGUCAUACCCACACAAAAGCGUUGGGCUGAGCGAUUUCUGACGCCUAGCGUUAACGCCGAAGAGUAA
Messenger RNA from Rhagoletis pomonella (apple maggot), 1452 nucleotides. RefSeq lists its product as uncharacterized. Bases 1 to 1452 code for a protein of 483 amino acids. The transcript is spliced from 2 exons. Lineage: Eukaryota; Metazoa; Arthropoda; Insecta; Diptera; Tephritidae. The record is from RefSeq and is a predicted model, not a curated record.